Bemisia tabaci is the source of this 2752-nucleotide messenger RNA. RefSeq lists its product as uncharacterized. The record is from RefSeq and is a predicted model, not a curated record. NCBI's taxonomy places the organism in Eukaryota, Metazoa, Arthropoda, Insecta, Hemiptera, Aleyrodidae.
CUGAUAUAAAAACUGACAACAGCAAAACAGCCAUCAGUUUGUUGAGAGUGCGCGCCGUCUUCAGCCGCCGUGGCUUUUCUUUGUUUUCCCGAGCCGCGAACCCGACUUCAAAAUGAGAACCGCGCUGUUAAUACCUUUCCUGGCGCUAGUAAACUUUACCUCCUGUCGAUCCGUCAGGAAACCGAAGAGCAGUGAAAGCAGUGAAAGUGUCGAGUUGGAAAAAGUCAAUUUAGGCGUUUCGAAUGCCGAGCCGAGCUUUUUGACAGAGCUGUUCAAUCCGUUCGAUCAGGAGGUACCCUUGAGCACGCAAGCCCUCAAAAGGGCCAAGAAGUCCUUGUCGAAAAGGCGCAUGAAAAGGCUCUCGAAGCCGAAAUACCUGGAGGAAAAGUUCCGCGAGCUGGUCGAGCAACGCCCAGCCUUGAAAAGCAAGAUCAAGGUGAAGCUCGCCGAACGGAAGACCAAGAAAAGGGUCAAGACCGCGCCUGAAUUCGGGGGUGACCAAAUCGUCUUCGGCGGUGAUAACAAUGACGUGUACACAGUCCCGGUCUCCAACUUCGAACUGGUCGAGGCCCCGGUUUUCGUCGCAGCCGCCCCUCCCUCCGACGCCCCCUGCGAAGUCAUGACCACCAACCCCAACCCCGAAAGUCUCAUCGUCCUGGAAGACCAAGUUCCGUUCGCCAUCCCGAACUCGGUCGAGCAGGACUGCCAAUCGCGGGUGUACGGAAGAUCCAUCUACGACGAGAUCGACAAAGACCUCAUCGCCUUAGCGUCCAACCCCGCCUUCGAGGUCCACCCCAUCGAGGGGGAUGAGAUCUUAACUCAGGCGGACACCGCUCCCUCCGCGAUUGAAAUCAUCCCCUCGUCCGAGCCAGAGCCGGUGGCGUUUUUCACCCCCGAGAGCAUAGAGCUCGAACCUCUUAGUGUCCCCUUCGAGGACGAGUCCAACGCCAAGUUCAAGAAAGCCGUCCCGUGUGGGCAGACUCCUCAAGAAAUCUUCAGCAAUUGUUUAGACUUGCCGCCUACCUACGAAUUCCCGUCCGAGUUUGUGAUGGAGUCGAUGCCGUGCGAAGAUCAUUUCUACGCCGCGCUGGAACCGGUCAAGACCUACGAGAUCAAGCAGAUCAACAUCGACGAAGCGGCGAUCAUCAGUGAGCUGAAGAGUGUCCUGGGGGAGGUUCCCGGGCCGAUCAUCAUUGGGGAGCCGGGGGAGCCCCUGAUCGUUAGGCAUUACGCUAAGCCCUACGUUAUCGAAUACUACGAGCGACCAAUGGUCGUCGAGCACCAUCAGAAGGCAGAGUUGAACAUCUUUACGUCACCCCCUGUCGUCAUCGACCACUACGAGCCCGUCGUCUUCCAGGAGAUCCAGGCUGAGCCUCUUGUCACUGUUGAGGAAGUUUGUCCGUACUCAUGACCUGGUCACAAGGGAAACUGAUCUGUACCUUGAAGACUUCUGAAUUCUACCCGGUGGUCAGUUUUGCUGUUUUGUCAUCAAAGUUUUUGACCAUCGUGGUGAGCAAACAUUCAACACAAGAAUCUGCUUGAGGCUUGUUCAUAACUUUCCAGAUAAGUUUUUAACACACGUAGAACAAGUUUUCAAAUCCAGAAGUGUUAGAUUGAAACCAGAGUCAAAAUCGUAUUCUUCUUAGUUAAAAGAUCUGCAAGAAAACAAGUCAUAAAUUUUGAAAAUGAAUGUUUCUCAGAUGAUAAAAUCGCAAAGUAAUGUAUUGACAAUGCAACUCAUUAACAUCUGAAAGGUUUUAUUAGGCUAUCUAGUCAUUUUUUAAACGAUCUUUACUGUUUAACAACGAUGAUCUGAUGAAUCAAGACCUAGUUCUUACUUAAAACGUCCAUAUCAGUAUUUUCGGAAAAUAUAAUUGAAUUUUUUAGAUCCUCUAUUUUUUCUGAAGAUGAGCUGAAUCUAGAGCUCCAAUUAGUAAUCUCCUAAAAGGACCUUCACGGCUGAUUUUAGGAAGUGCAUUCCAAAUAUUAGCUGAUGAUAGUACAAACCAAUCAACUUUUUCAAAUUGAAAUCCAUCUACUAUAAACUCAGUGACCAAAACUAAAAAUGUUGGUAAAAUUUCUUUGCAAUCCAGCAUUAAAACGCAGAUUCUCAUGCGUGCGUCCCUAAAAUUUUCAAAAUGAAUACCCAAUAAAAUGAUUGCCCUAUUUUUUCUACUAACAAAAAGUUCGAAUCCUAAUACCAUAAGGAUAGACUAGGUAUACGCAGAUUAAUAUAGGUAUUUCACCAUUAAUAGAUCCUCGUUUCUAACUUUCUCGUAUUUAUUACAUUGUUAAGAAUUAAUUUAUUAUUUUCUAUUUUCAAAUAUCUAUUUAUUUCUCUAAUUUAUUUUUUCGUUAAUGAUGGAUAUUUUGUGUAUUUAUAUAUUUUGCUGUUAUGUGUACAUAAAUGUAAAUAGGAAGUUGUUCAUUUCGAUACAAAGAGUUUUUCAUCAUGUCUUGAGGACGUUACUCAUAGUGUUGAGAGGAAAGCAUUUUCGUGUGAGUAUUUGGGCUGAAAGUUCUAAGAAAAUAGUCUUCCAUUGUUAGAAAAAUGCUACAAAAAUCAAGUUAUGGCUGUCGUUGCAUUUAUGCAGGUACUUUUCAUCGCCAUGAAAAACACUUUAUAUAAACGCCAAGUGGAUUUUCAAAGCCCCAACUUAAGUAAUUAGAUGCAGAUGUGAAAAUCAAGUUUGUAAUAAAUUAUAUUCAUGUAAAUUUAUGUAAAUAAAUACAUUUAAGCAGUUAAAGUUUC